Molecule: messenger RNA, 4729 nt
Organism: Phoenix dactylifera (date palm)
Lineage: Eukaryota; Viridiplantae; Streptophyta; Magnoliopsida; Arecales; Arecaceae
Product: formin-like protein 6
Source: RefSeq, a predicted model, not a curated record
GUGAAAGCAAGCGAAAGCGAGAGAGACGAUUCGGAGAAUCCUAGAUCUCCCUUCCUCCGUAGUCCCCUUUCCGCUUAUUUUUUUCCUUUAAUCUCUCCAAAAAUUUGAUUUUCUCAUUAAUUAAGCAUAAAUAAUCCCCUUUUUUUUGCCUUUUUAUUCAAAGCCGAGGGCUCAAAAGUACCAGAGAUGGGAUUAAAAUAGGGAAAAAGAAGAAAAAAAAGAGGAAAAAGUAGUGAGGGAUUCCUUAAAGCCGCGGCAAAAUCUAUGCUCUGUUCCCGAAUCCACACUCUCAACUCCAGAAACCUUUGAUAGCUGUUUCCUCUUCUGCCCCUGUGAUCUCCCCUUUUUCCGAUCUUUUGUGGCCGAGGAGAGCCAGGCUGAGCUCUAUUCCUUCUUCUAGGGGUUCUGGGUGUUGCCAUUUUUGCCCAAAUAGUUGUUGGUAUUGGGUUUUUCAUCUGAUUUGACUUGAUCUGGUAGAUGGCGCUGUUUCGGAAGUUCUUCUAUCGAAAGCCGCCCGAUGGGCUUCUGGAGAUCUCCGAGAGAGUUUACGUGUUUGAUUCCUGCUUCACAACUGAUGUAUUGGAAGAAGAUGAAUACAAAGUCUACAUGGGUGGCAUUGUGGCUCAGCUUCGAGAUCAUUUCCCUGAUGCCUCCUUCAUGGUGUUCAACUUUCGGGAGGGAGAAAAUCAAAGCCAGAUAGCUACCAUUUUAUCAGAGUACGACAUGACUGUGAUGGAUUACCCCCGGCACUAUGAAGGCUGUCCAUUGCUCACAAUGGAAAUGAUUCACCAUUUCCUAAGGUCAAGUGAGAGUUGGCUCUGUCUAGGUCUGCAAAACCUAUUGUUGAUGCACUGUGAGCGAGGUGGAUGGCCAGUGCUGGCUUUCAUGUUAGCAGCACUUUUGGUCUACCGAAAGCAGUACACGGGUGAGCAAAAAACAUUGGACAUGAUUUACAAGCAAGCCCCCCGCGAGCUCCUGCAGUUGCUGUCGCCACUGAAUCCUUUGCCUUCUCAGCUGAGAUACUUGCAUUAUAUAUCGAGGAGAAAUGUUGGCUCAGAGUGGCCUCCGCUUGACCGGGCGCUAACUUUGGAUUGUGUCAUUCUUAGGAUUAUUCCUAACUUUGAUGGGGAGGGUGGCUGCCGGCCAAUUUUUCGGAUUUAUGGUCAAGAUCCAUUAAUUGCUGUGGAUCGGACACCUAAAGUUCUGUUCUCCACACCCAAGAAGAGCAAACUCGUUCGGCUUUACAAACAGGCAGAUUGUGAACUAGUUAAGAUUGACAUUCACUGCCACAUUCAGGGAGAUGUUGUACUUGAGUGCAUCAGCUUAGAUGAGGAUCUGGAGCGUGAAAUAAUGAUGUUUAGGGUCAUGUUCAAUACAGCCUUCAUUAGGUCCAAUAUUUUGAUGCUAAACCGUGAUGAACUUGAUAUUCUGUGGGAUGCUAAAGAUAGGUUUCCAAAGGAUUUUAGAGUCGAGGUUCUUCUUUCCGAAAUGGAUUCAGCUAAUUCAGAAAUCACUAUGAAUCUGGCUAUUGGUGAGGAGAAAGAAGGGCUUCCAGUCGAAGCAUUUGCAAAAGUGCAAGAAAUCUUUAGCAAUGUGGAUUGGUUAGAUGCAAAGGGAGAUGCUGCAAUGCAUGUUCUGCCGCAAAUUACCUCAGCAAAUGCUUUCCAGGAAAAGCGGGACACAGAUUCUCCACAGAAAGUACAGGCUGAUAAUAUGCCACAAAAAUCAAUGCUUCAAGAAAAAGUCAAAUCUGAUGCAACCGGUGAUGAAACCAAGAACUUAUUACCCUCAACCCGGAGGCAAAAAUCAAUUACAUUGCCUACACAUUCUCCUGAUUCCAUCUCACAGAACCAAAAUACUCAGCUCCCUGACCUGCAGGUUGCUCGACAACAUCCUUCUCAGCUUAAAAUAAUAUCUCAACGUAUUCCAGCAUCUCGGUCUAGUCCCUCUUUUUCUUGCAAUUCUCUGCCAGGCUCUCCUUCACAUGUUUCAAGAUAUAAUAGUGCACCUUCAGCUCUUGGCAUUACAGCUCUUCUGCAUGAUCAUGCUGCAUUUGGAAUGUCUGAAGUUUCUCAUUCAGCAAUAAUUUCUCCUGCUCUGUCCCUUUCGACUGGUUCAACUUCUGGACCUUCUGGAACCAACCUUUCUUCUAAACCAUCACCACCACAAUUACCUGCUUCAGCAAGCUCUAGUCAAAAGAUUACAGUAACUCCUCCUCCACCUCUUCCUCCCCCUCCUCCUAGUAUGGGUACAAAUGCUAGUGCAACUGCUGCUACUGCCAUCACCACUUCUAAACCGCCACCGCCACCGCCACCGCCACCUCCACUGCAACUGCUGUCUGUGACACCAACAAGGUCAAUUCCACAAAGAGCACCACCACCUGCUCAGAAGGUUUCAUCUUCAAUAACUGAUACCUCCAUUCCUUCCCCACCUUCAAAUGAUGAAGCUUUUUCACCUUUGGUACCUGAUGCAACUGCUUGUGUUCUACCUAAAAAUCAGCUAUCCUCUAGAAAUAUAUCCAACAUGUCAUUACCGACUCCACCUCCUCCUCCCCCACCUCUGAUUUCCUUACCAACCUGUUGUCCUUCCCCUCAGUCUUUAAAGAAGACAAACGAGAGAGCUAGAGUUCCUGUCCCACCACCUCCUCCUCCAUGUACUGGGCUUGCACCGUCUGCAGUUACACCUUCAGCACCACCCCCACCACCACCUCAAAUUUCAUCAAAGCAUUCUGGUGCUCUUACUUCCCAAUCAACAUCCAUCCCACCUGUUCCACCUCCUCCUACUCUACUUACUUCCCUGAAGGGACCUAGUGUUGCCUCUUCUCAGUCUAACGGUUCUCGAAGUAAGGUACCUCCACCACUCCCAAAUGGUAUGACUGCUCCUCCACCGCCUCCUAAUGGUAUGAGUGCUGCUUUGUUGGGUGGGAAAGGACGGAGUUUGGCCCGUACUACAAGUACUAGGAGUACGCAAUCUACCCAGUCAUCAGCCAAAAGGGCCUUGAAGCCAUUGCACUGGGUUAAAGUAACAAGAGCAAUGCAGGGAAGUUUGUGGGCCGAGGCCCAAAAAUCUGAUGAAGCCUCAAAGGCUCCAGAUUUUGAUAUGUCUGAACUUGAGAGUCUUUUCUCAGCAGCAGUGCCAAAUUCAGUGGCCUCAUCUGGAAAGUCAAGUGGGCGUCCUACUGGGCCAAAAUCAGACAAAGUUCAUCUGAUUGAUCUUAGACGGGCUAAUAAUUGUGAAAUCAUGCUAACAAAAGUUAAGAUGCCAUUGGCUGAUUUGAUGAGUUCAGUUCUUGCUCUGGAUGAUUCUGUUUUAGAUGUUGAUCAGGUCGAUAACCUCAUAAAGUUUUGUCCAACAAAGGAGGAAAUAGAGCUACUCAAGGGUUACAGUGGGGAUAAAGAAAGCCUAGGGAAAUGUGAGCAGUAUUUUUUAGAGCUGAUGAAGGUACCACGAGUGGAAUCCAAGCUAAGAGUAUUCUCUUUUAAAAUUCAAUUUCAUUCCCAGGUUGCUGACCUCAGUGGUCACCUGAACGUUGUCAACUCUGCUUCAGAAGAGAUUAGAAGUUCUGUCAAACUAAAAAGAAUCAUGCAAACAAUUCUUUCUUUGGGAAAUGCGCUAAACCAGGGGACUGCCAGGGGUUCGGCCAUUGGAUUUAGAUUGGAUAGCCUUCUCAAACUCACUGAUACACGUGCACGGAACAACAAGAUGACUCUAAUGCAUUAUUUGUGCAAGGUUCUUGUUGAUAAACUUCCAGAACUUCUUGAUUUUCCCAAGGAUCUUGUUAGCUUGGAAGUUGCAUCAAAGAUACAAUUGAAAAGUUUGGCAGAAGAAAUGCAAGCAAUAAGCAAAGGACUGGAGAAAGUUGAACAGGAAUUAACAGCAUCUGAAAAUGAUGGUCCAGUAUCACAAACUUUUCGUGAGACUUUGAAGCAGUUUCUUGUUGUUGCUGAAACUGAAGUUAGGGCAUUAACUUCACUUUAUUCUAAUGUGGGCAGGAAUGCAGAUGCUCUAGCCCUCUAUUUUGGAGAAGAUCCAGCAAGGUGUCCAUUUGAGCAGGUGGUUUCUACACUUCUCAAUUUUGUGAGAAUGUUUGUGCGUGCUCAUGAAGAGAAUUGCAAACAGCUAGAGUUGGAGAAGAAGAAAGCUAAGAAGGAAGCAGAAAAUGAGAAAAUGAAGCUCAAUACUUUCAAAAAAGAACCUGAGAAUGUAUCGCGAUCUCCAACUAAAAGUGCCAACACUUAGUAAUCAAUGUUCUGACAGUUAAAAUAUGUUCCUACUGACGACAAAAGUUGUUUAUCUAGAUGGGGGAGAAAUAAUUACUCUCCUUUGCCCGGCACAAACAAUAUGGGAUGGAUAAAUUCUAACAGAGAUUCUCAUUGUUCAAAGAUAGAAUAUGAAGCGAAGCAUGUGAUUGAUAGGAAUAAGCCCAGAUGGACAGAUGCUGUGAAAAUGUGAACUUAUAACAUGCAAAUGCAGUUCUUGUAACAUAAGAGCUUGCCUUGCAGCAAAAGGUGGAAGAGAUCCCCUUCGCAGCCACCUUAUGUAAGCCACUAACCAGAAUCCAUGUAGUUGUAAACAUAUUUCAGGUAGAAAUUUUCAUUUGUCUCACCAUAUUUUUGUCAUUUUUUCUUUUUACUUUUUUUGUGUAUAUCCUUUAUAUUUUUAUUACAAAAGGUUAUGUAAAGAAAAUUCUUAAUUGUUUUCACUGAAAGCGAUUAUCUCUUAUACUUUA